AGAUAAAGUUCCGUCCACAAUAUUACGAAGAUGGGCUGCAUGUGGAAUGGCCAUUUAAUAUCACAAAAAACUACGCCGAAUCGGAUCUGUUUGAAUGGAGCGAACCUACAAAUUUCCGAACUCCAAAUCCUCACGGCAUCGGUGAAAAUGGAACUGGUUACGUACCUGACGACAAUAUGAAAUCAUUAAUGGAACAACUUCUGAAAGAGAACCAGUUCAACCUCCUGGCAUCGGACAUGAUGUCACUGCAUCGAUCACUGCCCGAUACAAGAUUUGAAGAGUGCAAGAGACUGUCCUAUCCGGAAAAGUUACCGACAACAAGCGUAAUUGUUAUUUUUCACAACGAAGCGUGGACAACGUUACUGCGUACUGUUUGGAGUGUAAUUGAUCGAUCGCCAAUCGAACUAAUUAAAGAAAUUGUUCUUGUUGAUGAUCUAAGCACAUGGCCGUUCUUGAAACGACCACUGGAUGAUUACAUAGAAUUGCUACCGGUUCGCAUUAAAUUGAUAAGGAAUGCAAAAAGAGAGGGCUUAAUUCGAGCCCGUAUUAUUGGAGCCCAACAUGCAACGGUUAGUUUACUGAAUCUAUAACUUCAGCUAUUUAUUUUAGGAAGACAAGGGAAGAUUUUCAUCUUUUCGGAAUAACGAGUUUCGCGUUAGCUUGGUUCCGUUUGGUUUCUUUUGUCUCGUAAGACCCUAAGAGUUUAUUUCUUUUUGGAUAACAGGGUCAAGUUUUAACUUUUCUGGAUGCUCACAGUGAAUGUUGCGAUGGUUGGCUGCAGCCGUUAUUAGCACGCAUAGCAAGUGAUCGGUCUGUUAUUGCAGUACCAACAAUCGACACUAUUGAUUUCAGUGAUAUGAGAUAUUCAUGGAAUCAAGCCUUCACACCGAUUCAUGGAUUCAGAUGGUCGUUGCUAUUUACUUGGAUUCAAAUUCCAGAAAUUGAACUGAUUCGAAGGCAUUAUGACAUAACAGCCCCAGUCCGAACCCCAACGAUGGUUGGCUCUGCCUUGUCAAUAGACAAAGAAUUUUUCUUCGAAAUCGGUGCAUAUGACGAAGGGAUGAAUGUGUGGGGAAGUGAAAAUAUGGAAAUGUCACUCAGAGUAUGGCAAUGCGGUGGUUCCAUGGAAAUCAUUCCUUGCUCGCACGUAGGACAUUUAUUUCGAUCUUCGACGUACUCAUUUGAAGGGAAUUCAGUUGAAAUUAUAACAAGGAAUAGUAUUCGAUUAGUGGAAGUUUGGAUGCCGGAGUUCAGGGGAAUUUUGAACGCAGUCAAUCCGAUAGCCAAAGGUCUGUCCGGAGGUGACAUAAGUGAGCGCUUAGCGCUGAAGCAACGAUUGAAAUGUAAAACGUUUCACUGGUACUUGGAGAACGUUUAUCCGUAUAGCAGUUUCAAUACCAAAUAUUCACACUUCGGUGAGAUAGCUUCAUUCUCAAAUAUCAGUCAAUGCUUAGAUGUUGGUCGUUCUUUUUCCGGCGAUCCACUCAUUACUUUCCAUUGCCAUAAACAAGGCGGAAAUCAAAUUUUCGGUCUGUCUUCUGGCCAAAAGAUUGUUACAGCACAAGAACAGUGUCUUGGUGUUGCUAAAAAAUAUGUAGUUUCGAUAGCAUGCGAAUAUUCGCCACGAUGGAAAUAUAAUCUUGAGAAAAAAUGGUUGGUACACAUCGACAGUGAACUUUGCAUACAAGCUAAAGAGUCUGAAGUCAUAUUGGGGAAGUGUGAUCCAGCUGAUGAUACAUUGAAGUGGAAUUUUGACUCACUGAACGCUGGCGACGAAGAUUUAACAGAUGACAAUGCUGAAGACGAGGAAGAUGUUCUAAGCACUACAGAAGAUGCUGAUGGAAUCGACGAAUUAUAA
This is a messenger RNA of Bradysia coprophila, 1858 nucleotides long. Its product is annotated as polypeptide N-acetylgalactosaminyltransferase 5-like. Gene Ontology annotation, molecular function: polypeptide N-acetylgalactosaminyltransferase activity. Gene Ontology annotation, biological process: protein O-linked glycosylation. The record is from RefSeq and is a predicted model, not a curated record. Lineage: Eukaryota; Metazoa; Arthropoda; Insecta; Diptera; Sciaridae. Gene Ontology annotation, cellular component: Golgi apparatus.